GCAAUCCCUAAACGGAUCUAGUGACCAACUGAUCCCACAGGCAGUGCAGUUAACUAUACUCCAUUCCAUAAACACGAAAACGCGUUAAUACUCUCAUCAAAGUGACACAAAAAACCAGUGUUGAAAAAGCGCGAUCUUCAACUCCAAUAAUAUUCUGGAAUGGCAUGGCCUUCAAUUUUUCCUGUUUCAACACCAUUGUAACUUCACUGAUUCUCAUCAUCACUAUCCUUUUUUUCUUCAUAGUCAUCCCACUUCCCCAAUAUUCCCCAAAUCCAAUUCUCAAAUCUCCACACAGGUCCAUUCUUGAAGAAAAAUCCAAUCUUUUUGUGUGCUUGCCUAGCAAUAUCACUGACUCUAAUGGAAUCUUUAACUACUUUUCCAUACACUAUUGUCUCUUCCAAGAAAACCCAUUUUUCUCCAUCCCCUUUUUUGCCUUAUGUGUGUUUCUACAAUUCUAUAUCCUCAUCAAGACUGCCCAAGAUUACUUUUCUGUUGUGGUUACUAAGCUUUCUACACAUCUUAGGUUGUCACCUUCAAUGGGUGCAGUGACCCUUUUGGCUUUAGGUAAUGGUGCACCUGAUGUUUUUGCAUCUGUGGCUGCAGUUAGGGGAGGUCAAGCAAGGACUGGUUUUGGUGCUAUUCUUUCAGCAGGGACAUUUGUUUCUGCUUUUGUGGUUGGAUUUGUGGCGAUUUACGCGGCGCCUUUUGCUGUUGAUCCUGCUCCUUUUGUGAGGGAUGUGAUGUUUUAUUUGACUGCUGCCUUGUUUCUUUUUUAUGUCUACUUAAGUGCUGAGAUUUUCCUCUGGCAAGCUAUUGGUUUCGUCGCGUUUUAUCUCUUUUUCGUUGGAUUUGUGUUUUGGAUGGACUUGGGGAUGGGUGGUGUGAAAGAUAAGGGUGGUAAGUUUGGAGGUGAGGUGAGUUUGGUUAGAAGUGAUGAAGUUCAUAUAGGGAUUGUUGAGUUGGAUUCCGAAAAAGGCAAAGUUUUGGGUACUGUGGAAAAUGGAAAGAAGCAAACUACAGGUUCCUGGCAAGUAUUUGGAAAGGUCUCACUAAUCUGGGAAACUCCUGUUUCAAUGGUCCUUAGGCUCACUAUACCACAGACUGCACCUUCUGAAUGGAGUAGAUUCUAUCUAUCUGCCAACAUUGCUCUUUGCCCCCUCCUACUUCUGUUUUCCUGCAAAUCUUUCGUGCCACUAAAUCAUCCAAUCUCUUUCCUAAUCUCAGACACCCAUUUUCCUCUUUGGUUCAUUGUACUUUGUGCUAGUUGUACUUUGGCUAUUCUUCAUUACAUUGUUGAAAAGGAGGCCCCUAAAACUGAGCAAAUGCCUGCAGUUGUUAUAGCAUUUGUGAUGAGUGUAUUUUGGAUCUCCACAGUUGCUGGGGAACUCCUCAACUGUCUUGCAGUUCUAGGAGUGCUCCUAAAGCUGCCUGCUGCCUUUCUUGGUUUAACGGUGCUUGCAUGGGGAAACUCAGUUGGUGAUCUUGUUGCUGACGUGGCUGUUGCAAGGGCUGGCCAGCCGGCCAUGGCCAUGGCUGGAUGUUUUGCUGGGCCGAUGUUCAACAUGCUUUUCGGGCUUGGAACUGCUUUGGUUAUGCAGACAGCAAAUGUAUAUCCGAAAGCUUAUGAGCUUCAUCUCCACGUCAGUAUCGUGGUUGCUUUUAUUUUCUUGCUAUUGAGCUUGAUGGGAUCUCUGCUGUUAGUGACUUGGAAUAGAUUCCGGGUCCCAAGAUUCUGGGGAUUCUGCCUAGUAGCACUUUACGUUGUUUUUAUGGUAAUAAGCCUGGUCAUUGCCAAGUUCUCUGCCUGAGUUUUGGAGAGACAGAAGUGUUGAAGAGACGCCACAUGUAACACGUUGAGCAAGAACAGUCGAUUGUCCGGAACUUGUGGAAGCAGCUAAACUCUUGAAGAUGAAGCAGCUGGCAGUUAUUAGCAGUGCUACGACAAAAUUUGGGAAAUGGAACAUUCAUUCACAAAACCAACCAGUUGGAGAUGCUAUUGAUUCCCAUGCAACUAUGCAAGAAUAUAGCAAUUCAUUUUUUUUCAGUUCAUUGUUGAGCGAGUACAGUAAGUUGGAACGCAUUAGGAUACAUACUCGUGUAUCCAAUAGAAAAUUUCUGGUGAAGUUUCAUGUAAGCCAGUUUUUUCUUGUGAAAUUGAAUAGAAUUCUAGAGAAAAAUGUUUAGCGAGGACAGAAUGAACUUUUAGUCUCUUGCACUUCUCAUAAAUAAGUACUUCAUCCACGGGAUGUUUACCCCUUUA
This is a messenger RNA of Lycium barbarum (goji berry), 2260 nucleotides long. Its product is annotated as cation/calcium exchanger 5. The transcript is spliced from 2 exons. Lineage: Eukaryota; Viridiplantae; Streptophyta; Magnoliopsida; Solanales; Solanaceae. The record is from RefSeq and is a predicted model, not a curated record. Gene Ontology annotation, cellular component: membrane. Gene Ontology annotation, biological process: monoatomic cation transport; transmembrane transport. Gene Ontology annotation, molecular function: monoatomic cation transmembrane transporter activity. The coding region runs from base 165 to 1808 and encodes 547 amino acids.